This is a messenger RNA of Patiria miniata (bat star), 4355 nucleotides long. Its product is annotated as secretin receptor-like. Bases 56 to 1810 code for a protein of 584 amino acids. Lineage: Eukaryota; Metazoa; Echinodermata; Asteroidea; Valvatida; Asterinidae. Gene Ontology annotation, biological process: cell surface receptor signaling pathway; adenylate cyclase-modulating G protein-coupled receptor signaling pathway. The record is from RefSeq and is a predicted model, not a curated record. Gene Ontology annotation, molecular function: peptide hormone binding; G protein-coupled peptide receptor activity. Gene Ontology annotation, cellular component: plasma membrane. The transcript is spliced from 12 exons.
CAGUCAGAUAGAAGAGGAGCAGCUAGAUCAUUACUUAAUCAGUAGAGAGGAGUGCAUGAACCUUACGGUGCAAUCGACGCUGCCCGAUGAUGGAAGUCCAAGAUGCAAUCGAAGUUUUGACAAGAUUCUGUGUUGGUUGGAAGCUCCAGUCAACACUACUGUCAGGCAGCCAUGCCCGUCCAUAGGCCUAACCGCUCCCCCGCCAGAACCAGUGUUUGCUUACAAGUUCUGCUUUGAGAACGGCGUGUACGAUGAGUGGACCAACUACUCCAUGUGCCACUUUAGUCUGCCACCCCCGGGACACAAGGAUCUGCGGGUUCUCCAGAUUGUCUACAGCAUUGGAUACUCGCUGUCCUUGGUCGCACUGGCCGUUGCUAUGGGGAUAUUCCUUUAUUUCAAAAAACUACGGUGUCCUCGAAAUACCAUCCACAUGCAUCUGUUCAUGUCGUUCAUCGUGAGGGCGGUAUUCGUCUUCGUGCGUGACAUCAUUCAGACCGUCAGCCUAAACAUUGAUGAGGAGACUUUCAGUAAAACCAGCACAUUACAUGGCAUAUCCUGCCAUCAAGCAUUGACGAUAGCCGUCAGCAUCUGCCAGUACGCCCUGGUGUCCAACUAUUACUGGCUGCUCGUUGAGGGCGUCUAUCUCCACGCUCUGAUCACACUGGCUGUAUUCUCAGAAUCGUCGUCACUCAAGCUGUACAUUGCUCUGGGAUGGGGAGUUCCCAUUUUAUUCGUUCUUCCGUGGGUCAUAGUACAAGAAUAUACCAAUCCUGGCGGGUGUUGGCUGGCGUCCAUGACACAGAAGGACAUCUACUGGAUCAUCAAAGCUCCCGUGAUGUGCUCCGUAGUGCUCAACUUCAUCCUUUUCCUAAACAUCUUGCGCGUGUUGGCGACCAAGCUGAGCGCCACCAACGCCGCUGAAGCCAGAAGGUAUAGCUUCAGCGUGCAUAUCCCUGUAUCAGGGAGGAGCGAUCGACACUGGUGCUGCAAGCUUGCCAAGUCGACGCUGGUCUUGAUCCCACUGUUUGGUGUGUAUUACAUCGUCACCAUUGGCAUGUACGCCACCGACGAUCCCAUAGUAGUCAAGAUGCGCAUGUACAUAGAGCUGGGCAUGUCUUGUCAGGGAUUCUUGGUGGCAGUGUUGUACUGCUUCAUGAACGGUGAGGUCAGAGCGGAGAUCAGACGCAAGUGGCGGGUCCGUCAGCUCAAUCGGACACUGAGCACUCACCGGUCGUUACGUAACGGUCAAUCCAGGUCAUCCUUCUCCACUCCAUCUCGCCAGGACUCGCUCAAGGAGCCCCUGAAAGACGCCACCGCGGCCGACAAGAACUCAAUCAAGGCCAAGUUGAGAGCGCUGAAGCGCCACGCCUUCGGGCCCUACCACAACCUGAACGGGCACCUGGGGAACGGGAACAUGGCACGGCCCAGCCAGACGGCGGUGAGUGAGAUCGACAACGACAGUGACUCAGCAGAGCGGGCCAGGGCGUCGUCGGAGAUCCGCCCAGUCAGGCACGCUGUGGACAUCGACCAAGCCGAGCCCAACGAGAAGACGUCAAUGAGCGCCAAACCGCCUUACUACAACCUCCCCGAGAACACGCCCACCGUCAUCAUCGAUGAGGCCAGGGAUUCCGAUGAUGAUGACGAUUGUGGUGGGUACGAGGUAGAUAUGUACGACCCGCACGAUGUCGGCAGUCACGAGGUCGAGGUUGAGAUCGAUCACGAGGCCAUCGGAAGCUGCUCAGCAGGGACGUGUAUGGACGGAGGCUGUGAACGAGGACGCGCUUAUCCAAACAUUGAAACGGAAGUGUGAUUUCCCAAAUUAUGGUACGGUACCUUGACUUCUCGUAACUUCUCAAAUCUUGGCCUCGUCUCCGGCUAUUUGAGGCCCCGACGUAAAGUCACCUGGGUUCAAGAUAGGUCCAAGACCUGGAAGGAUCCCUUCGUAAUGACACCCGCUUUCAAUUUGUCAGCUAUUGGAAGCUUCUGGGUAUGGAGUACCGAAGUGUGACGUCAUUUAGAACCAGAAAAUGUAGUGCAAACGAAUGGAAUACGAGCGCGUUUUGGUUCACAGGCUGAAUCACGCGCUUAAUGUCUUUUACACACAUUUUGUGCGCGUGACGUAUUCACUUCGGUACUCCAUUGCUGUAACGAACCAUGGUCUAUCAAAGAGCUUUUCUGCUCAAAACAGUAGUAGGAGCGAUUCCUUAGAGUUAUAUUAAUUUCAUAAAAUAGGGCAAGUUCGAGCAAGGCCAGUGGUAAACUAGUGGUUGGUUCGUGACGUACCGAUGGCGCAUGCGCACUGAAGUUGAAGUGCGAACGACUCUAGUCGAAAUUUUGUCACGUCAACGACCGUCAAAAAAUGGUAGUCGCACAAUUAUUCAACACUUGUUGUUUCUCUUUAUUUACACAAAUAAUAGCGAUUGUGGAUAGUUUAGGACAUCUUUCAUAAUCGCCAAUAUUAGUAUACAAUGGUGACAAAAGUGACAACUGAGCAAUGAAAAUGAAAUUAAGCGCUUACAGUUUCGUUUUCCGUCACGAAUCAACUACUAGUCGACUAGUGGUCAUUUCCCGAAUUUGCGGCGCAUUAUGUUGUGAAUCACUUCUCUAUAAUUAUACGAGAUAAUUAAUCUAAUCGCCACUAUAGCUACUUUACGGACCACUUGAUGUCGGCUUAUCUACGAAGGCAAAUGAUAGUGUGAUGUAAGAGGUAGGCGGUAAAUUACUUGAUCUUUUGUAUACCUGUUAAACUUUUGUAACAAAAUAUGAGAAACGUGAGGGCGCAAAAAUCGUCUAAAAUUGGGGACUUUUCAGUCUCAGAAUUUUCGAUUCUUGGGGAAAUGAAAUUUUUAAGCAUACCAUUUAAACUCCAUAUCUGUGUUCCCAUAUAUAAACUCCAAACAAAAUAGAUUGUGUAAAAAAAGAGAAGCAUAUUCUUUUAUGUUUUAUAUGUAAGAACAAUGUUAGAGGAAAAUAUUUUAAAACGGGAAAUUCAGACGAGGGGGCGGUAGCCUAUGGAUGCAUCUGCUCAGAAUUGUGCGUUCAAUUCAAACUUGACAAUUUGGUCAACUGUUAUAUAACGUGCGCUAACACCUGUCCAGAAUGUAUAGGCAGAUAUCGCCCGUUGUUGUUUGUGCUGUAUGUGAAAUAUAAAACUGAAGAUUUUCAAUAUGAAUUGAAUUUAUAAAAUUAUUGGUUAGGCCCUAUGUUAACUUUGUGUCAUAGCUUUCGUAUAUUGAAGGUUGGAAAAUUCCUUGUCCUCUUUACAGCAAAAACAUUCUAGUCAGUGGAUCCAGAAUGGGAUUCAUUGAAAGUAUUUUCAUGCGUCUGGUGUCCACAUCGGGUUGUUUUUUGUCCGUUACGAGGUGUACCUAUACAACGGCACUGCUCGGGUCACAGGUGCAGUCACGGAGACGAUGAGUGUGUAUACUAUAAUGAACACUUUACAGGGUCCUCUUGGACACGUUUUUUGUUGUAUAAUUGGUAUUGGAGUGUGUAUAGCCUGUUGAAAACAAACAAGUUACAUUCAUUUCUAGGAAAUUAUUUUGUUAUCAUCUAUGUUUUCUAAUGUUGUUUGGAAGUUUUUUCCCCGACUGAAAUCGUCUGAAGUCGUUAUUGUUUUGAAUACGCCGAUUGGGCGAUUCGCUGUUCAGAAAAUCGCCAAUUAAAUAUAUGUAUUAUGUAUGUAAUGUCAUUUUCCACCAUACCUUAUGCGACGAGAGUAAAGGUUUUGGGUUAAGUUGCAAUACUUUGUUAAUGUCUGUAGACUGUGAAAAUUUAGUUUAAAAUAUUUAUAAACAGUUUUGCCGAGAAUACAUGUGACUUCCUGAAUACACAGUCAACAACUUAAAAAAAAAAACCCAUUUAAACUUAUUUGUUUCUUUAUUUGUUGUACAACUUUUUUUUUCUUUAAUCUUGUGAGGUACAAUUGGUGUUUUUAUAUAGAUUAAUGUAAACAUGUAUAUUCUGUUUGAGCGGCAUACGUCCGAUGCCAAAUAUUGUACAGUAAAGAAUGAAUGGAAAAACUCUAUAUCCGUAUCUUGCCUUUGUAUAAAAUUAUAUGUAGAGAUACUAUAAAAACAUAAUAACCAACACUUGAAAUUGUCCUGUAAUAUAAGUGUUUCUUUGUAAAUAAUUCACUAAAACGGAUGACUUGGACGAUUUUCUGUAAAAAGGGACAAUGCGGGGUUUCUAUUGUAGAAUGUUUAGUAUAUAAUAACAACCUUAACCACCCGAAGCAUGCAUCCCGAAUAUUUCAAACCGCAUGUUAUACAAUUUGAAAAAUGAUUUAUUACACGUUUAAUUGACGAUAACAAAUAAAUGAAGUAAUAUUGGAAUACACAAUUCCGUUGAGAUUG